Molecule: messenger RNA, 2700 nt
Organism: Orbicella faveolata
Lineage: Eukaryota; Metazoa; Cnidaria; Anthozoa; Scleractinia; Merulinidae
Biological process (GO): response to oxidative stress
Molecular function (GO): heme binding; peroxidase activity
Source: RefSeq, a predicted model, not a curated record
ACAAUAUGUCCCUAGUAUUGGUCCCUAGCAGUGUAGCAAGCAUGGUUUUGAGUUGAUAUUGGUUUGUUUUGUUAAAUUCAUUAGAGAAGAUUAAGUUUAUCUCUUGCUGUUUGGAGCUCUCGGAGAAGUCUGGGUAUAAAACACACACACAAAAAAAGACACGCGAGCUAGCAAAUUUUAUUACCACCACGGCCCAAGCAUUAAUUAUAUAAAUCGAAAAUCUAUGAUAAGUUUUUAGAUCGAUUUGUAAUCAUUGAUCAAUUCGUUAUUUUCAUUCAGGGAGAUGUCCACUUUGAUCCUCUGAACAAAGGCAAUAUCUAUCUUCCUUUUGUGCGUUCCACCUACAACAGGUGCACUGGCCGCCAUACAGACACUCCGAGACAACAGGUUAAUAAACUUACUUCAUAUAUUGAUGGCUCUGUCGUGUAUGGCGAAUCAGAAAUGAGGAAUGGGGCGUUACGAGAAUUCAAAGAUGGGAAGAUGAAGCUUGGUCCUGAUGGUCUCAUACCGAAAAACACGAUGGCCAUAGCAAAUGAUAAUCCGUUGGGCCGUGAUGCAGACAGUCUAUUGGCCGCUGGCGAUUCAAGAGCUAAUGUUCAACCGAUGUUGAUCGCAUUUCACACUCUGUUUGUGCGGGAACAUAACAGGCUCUGUGACGAGUUCAAAAACAAAGAUCCACUGGCUACAGACGAACAGCUAUUCCAGGCCGCGCGUCGCCUGGUGGCGGCUGAGCUCCAGGCUAUUACGUUCCGUGAAUACCUGCCAGCAUUGUUGGGAGGAACCGAUCACAUACCACCUUAUCAGGGGUACAAUGAGAGCGUCAACGUUGGCAUGAGCAACAUCAUGGCCACUGCAGCUUUCAGAUUCGGUCACAGUCAAGUCAACACUCACUUGUGGCGGUUUGAAGAGAAUGGUACCAUGUCUCAUUACGGUCACCUCCCUCUUAGAGACGCUUACUUCUCACCUGAAAGAGUAUCGAGGGAAGGGGGAGUAGAUCCCCUCUUUAGAGGAGCUGCGAGACAAGCCGCACAGGAGAUCGAUUUACAGAUGGUAGAUGAUAUGCGUAACGUUUUGUUUCCGUCCGGUCACCAUGGUGGUUUAGACCUGGCUGCCAUGAAUAUUCAGCGCGGAAGAGAUCAUGGCCUACCAGACUACAACUCUGUGCGUAAGGCGCUUGGUCUAAAAGAGAUUACUAGUUUCGCCGACAUUACCAACGACUCCAAGAUUGCCCUUAAAUUUGAGGAUCUUUACCAAGACAGAAACAAUGUAGACUUAUGGGUAGCAGGCUUAGCCGAGGAGCAUGAACAUCGAAGUGAAUUGGGACCGACUUUUAGAACAAUAGUGAUGCGUAAUUUCUUGAGAAUCAGAGACGGAGACAGGUUCUGGUACGAGCGUUAUCUCUCUCAAGAGGAAAUCGACCAGGUCCAUUCCCUUACGCUCGGGAAGAUCAUUCGUCAGAACACUGGUUACAAGAGCGCGCCUGAUAACGUAUUUUUCUCCACGGAGUAUUGCGCAGGCGUAGAAAAUUUUCAGUGCGUACCGCACAACGAAACUCCGACUGGAAGUUGUGAAAGUUUGCAACGAAAGCUCUGGACUCUUCAACAAGAUUUGGAAAAAAGCAAGCAGACUUGUGACGCAAAAGGUUCGGUAACUGAUGCCACUGCGUCCAUCGACGCCAUUGACAUUGUUUUAAUAGUGUUGUGUGUUCUGUUCUUCUUGCUUGCUGGACUAUUUUUAUUUCUUUUUCUACGUGCCUGGCUCCUGCUGAGGCGAAAUCUGCUAGAUAACGUUAACGCACAGACAGAUGUUGGACUUGAAUUGAGGAAUAAGUCCAAGAAAGAGAGCGAAAUUUAUCAAAAUGCGUGCGGCGAUUUAAUUAUUUCCUAUUGAAGCAAGAUGGUUUGAUUAUGUGAAGGUGGGGGGAGGGUGAUGGGGCACUGAGUUGUCUAGACUAUGGAUAGUGCCUUUCUUUUCCUAGCAAGCGACGCGAAUACACCAAUGCGAAGCAAAUGCUUUCCUUAUCAUUGGCCGAAUUUGCACAAUUUUAACUUUUUUAAUGGCGGGGAGGAUUUCAGGAACAAAAACCGACUGCUCGUUGGGGAGUUCUGGUAAACCGAGCACAACCACUGUGCACUUUCUUUUUUUUCUUUCUUAAAGAUCAUGGAAUUAGCCACGCGAUACUUAAACGCAAUAUUGCAAGCAAUAACUCUCUAGUAGGCACCCACCCACCUUCCCCCUCACCUCACCAUCCUUCAUGUACGAUUCAUCCGCCCAAAUCAAGCGGGCUAUGAUUUUUGUUGAUAAAAACAACGUGUUUCUUACUCUUGGCCUAAAAAGCCAAAAGAAAAAAAAAUUCUGAACAUCGACGAGCGAAGUCUAACCUUCGGACAUACACACAUACAGAAACCUGACCACCUAAUAAAAUGCGUGAAAAAAUUUGUUGUUCUAACAUACAUUGUACCUGAGUAAAAUUAAACCUCAAGAAAAGUAGGAAUAGGCUGUUGUGGACCCUAUAAGAUUACGACAACAGAUCUAUAGAUUUGUGUUAGAGAUUCAUUGUUGAAUAGUGCCAUUCAGAAUUGCUGAUAUUCACUCAACAGUUGUAAUAAUUUCCCUUUCGUUUUGUGAAGUAGUUGAUUUAACCUAAUUGUGUUACAACAGAAACAGAAAUUCAAUUAAAAAGUCACAAUGGUGAAAAAA